Molecule: messenger RNA, 1020 nt
Organism: Knipowitschia caucasica
Lineage: Eukaryota; Metazoa; Chordata; Actinopteri; Gobiiformes; Gobiidae
Source: the annotation of a GenBank genome assembly
AUGGAGUUGCACUGUCUUCCAACUGAGACCCCCACAGGCAGCUCCUGCUCCACAGAACCCAUAUACGACAACUGCCUGCCUCAUGCUCAGAGCCGGAGGAACAGGGACACCCAGAUGGAGCGCAGGGUUCAGCAGCCCACUGUCCCAGGCCCUGCCCCAGCAGUGGCUCUUGGUCCCACUGUGACUGGGGCACGAGGGCCUGGCUUGUGGCCAGACCACAGUUACUGUAGCUGGACAGGAGCUUUGGGACGUCCCGGGUACGGAGCAGAGCUGGGGGCUAGAGGAGGAGACAGUGAGCAGGGAAUCCUCUGGAGAGCUCAGGACAGAGCAGCUCUCAAACACAGUCCAAGCCCAUCACACAGCACUGAACACAGGAGCGCUCUGUCCUUCUAUGACAACAUCCCUGAAGCCAUUACCCCGAACCACCUCCCAGACAGCACCAUGGAAACACAGGAGCACAUGUACCAGGCCUGGGCCCCACAGCAGCUCCAAGGACUCCUGGAGCCUGAGGAGCAGAGCCUGGAGCAGAGCCCCUGGUCCUCCUGUGAGAUCGUCCUGCCAGAGUCCAAAGAUCAGGAUCUUAUGUUGGAGCAGGAUCCAGAGCUGUGCUCGCAGGUGUGUCAGACUGAGCCAUGGCCCUCAGAGGAGGCCCCUGAACCUGUGCGGCUGCCCCCUCCUGUGCCUGUGGCAGACCCCUCAGCCAGUGCCCUCCGCAGCCUCCUCACCAGCCUGCAGCAGCAGAUCACCCGGCAGAGAGGUGAAUACGAGGAGCGCAUUAGCAGCCUGGAGCAAAGGAACGAGGAGCUGAAGGUGGAGGUGACGCGUCUGAAAACAAACUUGUCCCAGCAGCGCCACUGGUACCAGGUGGUCCAGGCCAAGAUCACUGAGACGGAAAAAGCACGCGCUGCAGCAGAGAAACGCAACGCAGCUCUGCAGAGGGAGAUGGAGCAGUUCUUUGACACUUUUGGGGAGCUCAACAAAGAGGCCAAGAAGACUGAAUAUAUUGCCAAGAGCUUUUGA